AUGUCCAGCCGAACCAACUUGAUCAAAUUCCUUCUCUUGGGAUUCUCUGAUGUUCGGGAGCUGCAGAUUUUGCACUUUGUGGUGUUCCUGGUGAUUUACCUGGCAGCCCUGAUGGGGAACCUUCUCAUCAUCACAGCCAUAGCCCUCGAUGACUAUCUCCACACCCCCAUGUAUUUCUUCCUGAUGAAUCUGUCCAUUAUAGACCUUGGCUCCAUCUCUGUCACCAUCCCCAAAUCCAUGGCCAAUUCCCUCAUCAACACCAGAUUGAUUUCUUAUCUUGGAUGUGUCACCCAAGUUUUUCUCUUUUUAGUCUUCACUGCAGCUGCUCUUGCCUUACUCACUGUCAUGGCAUACAACCGAUACGUCAACAUCUGUCAACCACUGCACUACAAGAGAGUGAUAAACAGGAGAGUUUGUGUCCAAAUGGCAUCCAGUGCCUGGAUUACUAGUAUUGUCUACUCUGCACUGCACACUGGGAACACCUUCAGGUUACCAUUCUGCCAGUCCAGUGUCAUCAGCCAGUUCUUCUGUGAAAUCUCCCAGCUACUAAAGCUUGCCUGCUCUGACUCGUACCUCAGUGAAGUUGGGCUUCUUGCCUUUCUUGUGUUUUUUGGUUUAAACUGUUUUGUUUUUAUAAUUGUGUCUUAUGUUCAGAUCUUCCAAACUGUGCAGAGAAUACCAUCUGAGCCAGGCCAGCGUAAAGCCUUCUCGACCUGCCUCCCUCACCUCACUGUGAUCUCAUUGUUUCUUUGCACUGGCAUCUUUGAGUAUCUGAAACCCAUCUCCAGCUUAAUGUCAAAUAUGGAUCUCAUGAUGUUCUCUAUGCUCUGGUGCCUCCAAUGA
This is a messenger RNA of Mauremys reevesii (Reeves's turtle), 843 nucleotides long. RefSeq names its product olfactory receptor 14A16-like. Gene Ontology annotation, biological process: G protein-coupled receptor signaling pathway. Gene Ontology annotation, molecular function: G protein-coupled receptor activity; olfactory receptor activity. The record is from RefSeq and is a predicted model, not a curated record. Bases 1 to 843 code for a protein of 280 amino acids. The transcript has a single exon. Gene Ontology annotation, cellular component: membrane. NCBI's taxonomy places the organism in Eukaryota, Metazoa, Chordata, Testudines, Geoemydidae.